Molecule: messenger RNA, 1306 nt
Organism: Ectocarpus sp. CCAP 1310/34
Lineage: Eukaryota; Phaeophyceae; Ectocarpales; Ectocarpaceae
Source: the annotation of a GenBank genome assembly
AUGUCAAAGGAUGAUGUUACGGAGCUCCACUGCGUCGCUCGGAGCAAGACCGAGGCGAGAGGGUCCGAGCGGUUCCCCGAGAAGGAGAAGGAACUCAUGGACACCUGGGUGAGAAUGCUCGAACAAGUGCAGCACGUGAGCGGCAACAAGGCCGUCGAGAUCGCUGCGCAUUACCCUCUCCCCCGCGACCUGGUGGCCGCCCUGUCGGACCCAUCCGUGCCAGAAGCGGAUAGGGCCGGCCUGCUGCAGAGGAAGAUGGGCAGCAGCUCGGAGCAGAGGAAGUGCGCGCGGCGGGUGUUUGAACUCUUCACCCAGGAGGACGGAGAUUUCGUGAUCGAUUGAAACGGUUGGCAGCAGCUGGACUUGCGGCACUCGCAGUGUGCCUCCGCCGCCGCCGCCGCUGCCGCUGCCGCCGCUCCUAAAAAGCGGAAGGAUAAAAUCAAUUUUUCGUGGUAAUGGCUGCUUUGGGAUACGUUCUUGUUUGCCUUGUCUUUGCGACGAAACUACUGUAGGCGCCGCGCAAUCACCUGUGCCGGGCGUCUGAAGCCUCGAAACAGCGUGUGUGUGCAGAUAUGUUCACGGUGAAGGCUACGGGGCAUGGCGACCGCUCGACGUUCACAAACGCGGAGCAACGUGUUACGUGCUGUAGUUUUUGUGUUGUCCACAUGGGCGACCUUGUCUGUGGUUUCUUCGCCUGGUCCGCCCUAAACGCCUGACCUGGCCUCGACUGUCUCUCCUUCCGUGCCGUUAACGCUUCGCUUGUUGAUGCGGUCAUGUGUUUGUAGGGUUGCACAUCUCGGUGUCCACGUGUGUAUGGUGAGACAAAUGCCUCUUAAAUGUCAGUAACAAAGAAGUGCUUCCUGUGGAGGCUUCGCGCUUUCGAAGGCCGUAGUAAUGAGAAUGUUUGAUAACAAAAGCAGCUCCUUCGUUUGGAGGCUUCGUGCUUUCGAAGGCCGUAGUAUUGCCAACGUUUGGAGUGCGAACCGUAGCCGGCAAGCCGUCCUCGUGUAGAACAUGGUACGUGGUGGUGAACUUCCGCGUGCCCCGAGUAAACCGACGCUCCGGGCUGAUACUUAUCGAACGCUGGUAGCUUGUUUUUUGCGAGGGUAGGCCCUGUUAUGUGUGUGUGAUUCUUGUUUUUUGUGCUUUGUUUAGCCAUCACAUGCGCAUGUUCAAGUGGUUUGCCAAUCCGGUGUUUCUGGAGAGAGUGGUGAUAUGUACGACCGAUUCGGCGUUGAUACAUGGGCGUUGUGCCUGUAUUUUUACUUCGUGGCUGUGGCAAUCAAGCACACCCGCUCUCGUUCAA